AUUUAUCUGAAUUUAAUUUCAAUGUGCAAUGUAUCAGUUAUCUUCUAUACCUUUUAUUGCUCAUUCUUGAAACAAAAACUACUUUGCUGGCAGGAGAUAUAAGCGGUCUAGUUUGGGAUAAAAUGAGUUAUGAAUUUAUUUUUAUAAAAUUAAUUCAAAACUAUUUUAGGAAACAAAUAUGGAAAAAAUAAAAAAAAAUGUUAUCUGACUGUAUCUAACUGGAUACAAAGGUUUGGAAGUGUCACCUCUAAUUGUGACGUCAAAAACUGGAUUUGUGCGUCAGCUAUUUGUUAAAGAGAAAGUUAGACUUUGGAUCCAAAAUUGUGUAAAUUUUUGUAAUUUCGAAAUAUUUAAUACGAAUUUAAAUUUCAAAAUCUUUGAACCUUAAUAAAUCUGCAAUUUGCUGAUAUUUUACAAUUAAAAAAUUUGAUAUAUUAAAAACUUUUUAAUAAAGAUAUCUACAAGAGGAAAAUUCCAUUUUGGAAAAUGACUGAAGAACAAUCACCGUUAUUAGAAUUUUAUGCUAAUAAAAAUAUUUUUAUUACUGGGGCAACUGGUUUCGUAGGAGUAUGUUUGAUAGAAAAAAUACUUCGAGAUAUUCCAAAUAUUGGAAAAUUGUAUGUUUUAUUACGACCAAAAAAAGGUAAAACUAUUGAGGAACGUUUGGAAGAAUUAAAAAAAAAUUCAGUUUUCAACACAUAUUUGGAAUCAAACUCAACAGAUGUUUUUAAAAAACUCGUACCUAUACGUGGAGAUGUUGGCUCUGAUGAUCUUGGAAUAUCGAGUACUGAUAUUGAAAUUUUGGCAGAUAAUGUGAAUAUUGUUUUUCACUCAGCUGCAACAUUAGACUUUUUUCAAUCAUUGAAGGAGACUACUAAUAUUAAUUUAUUAGGUACACGAAGAGUUAUGAAGUUAUGUAAGCAAAUGAAAAACUUAUUGGCUGUUGUACAUGUUUCAUCAGCUUAUGUAAAUUCAUUUUUGUUGGAAACCAAAGAAAUAUUAUACCCAAGACCAGAUGAUCCUGAAAAGAUUAUUAGUUUAAGUCAGUCAUUAAAAGAUGAAGCAUUAAAGGUAUUAGAACCAACUUUUCUAAAAGAUCACCCAAAUACAUACACUUUUACUAAACAUUUGGCGGAACAUGAAGUAAAUGAAUGUUCUAAAUUAUUUCCAUGUGCAAUUGUAAGACCAAGCAUGAUAACAGCAGCUUGGAAAGAACCUUGUCCUGGGUGGACAAUUUCAAAAAAUGGUCCACAAGGAUUCUUUAUGGGUGCAUCAAAAGGUGUUAUUCGACGAUUACCUUUAGAUCCAAAAGUGAUUAUGGAUUACAUUCCAGUAGAUAUAGUUGUUAAUCAAAUUUUGGUAGCAGGUUAUUAUGUUUGGCAAGAAAAACAAGCAAAUCCUGAUAAAGAAUUAGAGUUAAAAAUAUUCCAUUUAACUUCAAGUACAUACAAACCAUUCCGUUUUGAAACAUUAACUGAUAAAAUGAAUUCAUAUAUGCACAAAUAUCCAUUAAAAUCAGCUGCAUGGUAUCCACAUAUAAAAUUUGUUAGAAGUUUAUUUUUAUUUAAAGUAAGUGCCAUACUGUUUCACUUUUUACCUGGAUAUGUUUUGGAUUUCAUAACAAGAUUAAUUGGAGGCAGACCAAUAUUAAUAAAACUUCAUACAAAUGUAUGGAAUUCACUUAAAACUUUGGAACGUUUCAUUUUUACUGAAUGGCAUUUUGAUAAUACACAAACUUUGAAGUUGGCAAAAACAUUAAAACCAUUUGAUAAACAACAUUUCAAUAUUGAUAUUGGUGAAUUAAAAUGGGAAGAAUAUUUUCUAAAUCUUCAUUUGGGAGUACGUCAAUAUUUAAAUAAUGAAUCACCAAAAAAUAUGGAAGCUGCAAGAAAGAAAAAUAAUAUUUUACUUGCUUUUCAUGUUGCUAUACAACUUUUAUUUUAUUAUUUAAUUUGGUGCUCAUUUGGUUGGAUAUUUGGAAUUUCAAAUGCUAAAGCAGCAUUAUUAUUACCAAUUUUCUAUUAUUUAUUUAGUCAGUUAUAAUAAUGGAAAUAUGAAAUCAGCUAUGAUAUUGUUUUUUUUUUGUUAUUUCUCGAAAAAGAAAGAAUUAAUAUGGGCCCUAAUAUUAAAAUUUGGGAAACAAAAUUAUAAUCUCAUUAUUUGAAUAAAAUUUUAAUACGUAUUGUAAAUGGUGAUAGAAAUUACUGAUAAUAAAUAAAUAAUUAGUUCUUGAUUUAUUAAUACAUAAUAUAAUAUCUUUUAUGAUUUAAUAAAAAGUUGUAAUUGAUCAAUAGCCACCAAUUCAAAUAAGAAAGAAAAGAAAAAGGGAAAUAAUAUUUUAAGCAUUUAAAAAACAGGAGAUUAAAUGUACAUGAACAUUUUUUAUUUUGUAUUUAUAUACAUUUUUUAACUAUUUUGUUUGUUUUUGUCCUUAACUUAACCUAAUUUUCUUUUCAUUACAUUCAACAAUUAGGUAACACAGCAUAUAAAAUACUAAGCUUAAGAAUAUUGUUUCCUUUUUUUUUCAAAUAUAAAUACAUAUUAAAUUUUAUAUUAUAUUGGUUAAAUUUUAAAAAUUUCGUAAUAAAUAAGAAAAUACAUAUUUAGUUAUUUCAGUAUAUAUAUAUAGAUAUAUAAUAUGUAGGUGAAAAAAAAAUGUUUAUUUUGUAGAGGUUUAUCAGGAACAAAAAAAAAAAAAGAAAUCAUUUUUUAUAAUUAAACACACAAUAUAAUUUUCUAUUUGCAUCAUACUCAGUUUAAUAUUUUGUAAAUCAAUUAGUAUUAUUUAUUUAUAUAUAUACAAAUAUAUAUUAACAUAAAUAUAUACUCUGAACAAAAAUUCCGUACCUAAUAAGUUUCUUAAUCAAAAAAACAUUAAAAAACAUUGGCAUUAUAAUUUAUAACUUAGUUAAUAAUUAAUAAUUACAUACAAAAUAAUUUCAUGUUAAAAAAAUCAUUUUUAUAAAAUUGUACAAAAACUUUAAAUUUCUUUUCAAUAUUAAAGAUAUAAAUUAAUAAAAAUUGAAAUUUUACAAAAAAAAAAAAUUUAAGAAUUUACUAACUAAAGUAUUGAAUUCUAAUUAUUAAUUAAAUAAUUGUUUAUUGGCAUAUUUUGGCUAUUUUUUAAUUUGGUAUUUUUGUUUUACUAUUUUGUUUUGUAUUUUUUUUUCUUUGAAAUCAUUUGAAAUUAAAAUUUACAUUUUUUGUUAAAUUAAACCAAAUGUAUGUACUUAUUUUUGUUUUAAAACUUCAAAUAUAUGCAUUAAAAUAAAAAGAAAAAGUCCAAAACCUUUUAUUUUGUUUUUAGGUUUAAUAAAGGUAUGUACAGUAUAUUGUGCGUUUAUUAUCGUCCAUAUUUUUCAUUCCAGUACAAAUUUAUUUUUAAUUAUUCCAAUAAAUAAAAAAAAAAAUUGUAUUUUUUAUAUUUUUAUAUUUAACAGUAAAAAUUAACAUUUUCUCUAUUAUAUUUCUUAUUUAUAGGAAUUUUAAUAA
This is a messenger RNA of Condylostylus longicornis, 3492 nucleotides long. Its product is annotated as putative fatty acyl-CoA reductase CG8306. The record is from RefSeq and is a predicted model, not a curated record. The transcript has 2 exons. The coding region runs from base 487 to 2043 and encodes 518 amino acids. Gene Ontology annotation, cellular component: peroxisome. NCBI's taxonomy places the organism in Eukaryota, Metazoa, Arthropoda, Insecta, Diptera, Dolichopodidae. Gene Ontology annotation, biological process: long-chain fatty-acyl-CoA metabolic process. Gene Ontology annotation, molecular function: alcohol-forming very long-chain fatty acyl-CoA reductase (NADP+) activity.